Molecule: messenger RNA, 1287 nt
Organism: Salvia splendens (bonfire salvia)
Lineage: Eukaryota; Viridiplantae; Streptophyta; Magnoliopsida; Lamiales; Lamiaceae
Product: probable carboxylesterase 18
Exons: 2
Coding region: 210-1190 (326 amino acids)
Molecular function (GO): hydrolase activity
Source: RefSeq, a predicted model, not a curated record
UAUGCCAAAUAUGUAAGCGACAUUUCCUUAACUCCAAGAUAUAUCAUCAAUACAAAAGUCCAAAAACGUCCAAUCUCACUAACUCAUCAUAAAUACUUACAAGUAAGGCCAGUUGGGAGGUACCAUUAUCAAUUUAUCACCAACUUGCCAAACUUUGUCUUCCACCAUUUUAAAACUCACUAGAACAAUAGUCUCGUUUUUCUACAAGAAUGGCUUCACUACCAUUGGUGACAAGAAUAAAGCUGCUGUUAUUAGAUUUAUUAACAUACAUAAGCACACGGCGUGACGGCACAAUCAAUCGAUUUCUCUUCGGCCUCGUGGACUCGAAAACACGAGCGCCGGCCACAAAAGUCAUAAACAAAACCCGCGUCUCCACCUCCGACAUCACAAUCGACGCCUCCCGCAACCUGUGGCUCCGCCUCUUCAGCCCAGCCACUCCCGCCUCCGAGCCCCUCCCCUUGCUCGUAUACUUCCACGGCGGCGGAUUCGCCAACUACGGACCAGACACCAAGUAUUUCGACCACCUCUGCAGCCACCUGGCCGCCGCCAUCCCUGCCGUCGUCGCCUCCAUCAACUACCGCCUCACCCCCAACCACAGGUGGCCCACCCAAUACGAGGAUGGGUUGGAAGCGCUGAAAUUCAUCGACACGCGGCGCCACGACAUCCUACCGGCGAAUGCCGAUGUGAGCAAAUGCUUCAUCGGCGGCGACAGCGCGGGCGGAAACAUAGCUCAUCACGUGACGGUGGGAGUGGCGGAGAGGAAAGUGCGGUUUGAGGAAAUCAGAAUCGUGGGAGUGGUGGCGCUGCAGCCGUUUUUCGGGGGUGAGAAACGGACGGAGUCGGAGGUGAUGCUGGGGGAUAAGGCGCCGGUGCUCAGUGUGAAGCAGACGGAUGAGUAUUGGAGGGCGUUUCUGCCGGAGGGGGCGGACAGAGAUCACCCGGCGGCUAAUGUGUUUGGGAAGGUGGCGCUUCAGGAGCUUGAAUUUCCGGCGAGUUUGGUGGUUGUGGGAGGGAAUGAUCCGCUGCGGGAUUGGGAUAAAAGGUAUGUUGAGUGGUUGGAGAGCUGUGGGAAACGAGUGGUGGUGGCCAACUAUCCCAAUGCGUUUCAUGGCUUUUAUACCUUUCCCGAACUGCCUGAAUUUGCUUUCUUGCUUCGCGACGUCAACAAUUUUGUCACCUCCUCCAUUUGAAUUUCAAAAUAAUGCACACAAUAAGUUUGAAGGGAUAAUUAAUGUAGUAGAUUCUGAGUUUCACUUUAUUUAUAUAUGAUUUGCUUUAAUUUGUUUU